CUGGAGCGCGGCGACACUGCGGCCCCGGGAAGGACGGACGGACGCGCCGCCGGACCGUCCGCGGCCAUGGCCGAGCAAGCCGCUCGCCCAUGCUGCCUGGGCUGGGACUUCAGCACGCAGCAGGUGAAAGUUGUUGCUGUUGAUGCAGAGCUGAAUGUGUUCUAUGAGGACAGUGUGAAUUUUGACAAAGACCUUCUAGAAUUUGGGACUCAGGGUGGAGUUCACGUUCAUGAGGACGGACUGACAGUGACCUCUCCAGUCCUGAUGUGGGUCCAGGCUCUGGAUAUCAUCUUGGAGAGGAUGAAAGCGUCAGGCUUCGAUUUCUCUCAAGUCCUCGCCCUGUCUGGGGCGGGCCAGCAACAUGGAAGUGUAUACUGGAAGGCUGGGGCCAGCCACGUGCUGACAAGCCUGUCACCAGACCUCCUGUUACAUAAGCAGCUGCAGGCGUGUUUCUCUAUCAGGGACAGCCCAGUAUGGAUGGACUCCAGCACCACAGUCCAAUGCCGCCGGCUGGAGGCCGCCGUGGGUGGGGCGCAGGCUCUCAGCUGCCUCACCGGCUCCCGAGCCUAUGAGCGUUUUACAGGAAACCAGAUUGCAAAGAUUUACCAGCAGAAUCCCGAGGCCUAUGCACACACAGAGAGAAUUUCUUUGGUUAGUAGUUUUGCUGCUUCCCUGUUCCUUGGGUCUUACGCCCCUAUUGACUACAGUGAUGGUUCUGGAAUGAAUUUGUUGCAGAUCCAGGACAAAGUCUGGUCGCAGGUCUGCCUUCGUGCCUGUGCACCUCAUUUAGAGGAGAAGCUUGGCUCACCUGUACCAUCAUGCUCUGUGGUGGGAGCCAUUUCCUCCUACUUUGUCCAGCGCUAUGGAUUUCCUCCAGGAUGCAAAGUGGUGGCCUUCACUGGGGACAACCCUGCAUCGCUGGCAGGCAUGAAGCUGGAGGAAGGUGACAUUGCGGUCAGCCUGGGCACCAGCGACACCCUAUUUCUCUGGCUCCAGGAGCCCAUGGCCGCCCUGGAAGGGCACAUCUUCUGCAACCCGGUUGAUGCCCAGCACUAUAUGGCGCUCCUGUGCUUUAAAAACGGCUCCCUCAUGAGAGAGAAGAUCCGCGAUGAGUCCGCUUCCUGUUCCUGGAGUGAUUUCUCUGAGGCGCUGCAGUCCACGGAGAUGGGCAACGGCGGGAACCUGGGUUUUUAUUUUGAUGUAAUGGAGAUCACCCCUGAAAUUACUGGGCGCCACCGGUUUAGUGCAGAAAACCGCCAGGUCUCAGCAUUCCCGGGGGCUGUGGAGAUCCGGGCACUGAUUGAAGGGCAGUUCAUGGCCAAGAGGAUCCAUGCUGAGGGCUUGGGUUACCGAGUCAUGCCCAAGACAAAGAUUCUGGCCACUGGAGGGGCAUCUCACAACAGAGACAUCUUACAGGUGCUUGCAGAUGUGUUUGGCGCCCCAGUAUAUGUCACAGACACUGCCAACUCAGCCUGUGUGGGCUCCGCAUACCGAGCUUUCCAUGGCCUUGCAGCUGGAACAGACGUGCCCUUUUCAGAGAUGGUGAAGUUAGCCCCAAAUCCCAGAUUAGCUGCUACCCCAAGCCCAGGAGCGUCUCAGGUCUACGAGGCCCUUCUCCCACGGUACGCCAAGCUUGAGCAGAGAAUCCUGUCCCAGACCCCGGGGCCUCCAGAGUGAAUUCCUCAGGCCCAGGCAGCCCGUUAACCCUGCCUGCCUAGGCUCACGGAUCCCACUUCGAGACGUACGUGCUCCUCCUAGACAGCAAGGAUCCUCUUCCCUGUCCUAAGUGACUCUGCCUGCCCGUCUGACUCCUUGUGGUGCUGCCUGGGACUACCUGAAACCCACCUUAGCGCAUCUUCCUGAAUGUAAAUGGGCUGUUUCUGAUUCUGUGCCCUUGUGCCCGGGGCAGGAAAGCCUCUGUCUUCUCCUGCCCUUUAUCUCGGGGGACAAGAUAAAGCAGUGAGUCUGGGAUAUAUCCAGUAAAAAUUGUGACUUUGCCCCCUUUCAAAUGCAGAAGUAAAGUGAAUACAGGGACCUAAAUUGGGUGAAUGGUGGAGACAAAGCUGUCCCCCCAUAUCCCGACCCCAGCAGCCUCUUCCCCAACUCCCACUCUGGCUUCUCCUCAAACUCCUCAAACUGUAGCCCACAGCCACCCGCCCCCUCCGUACUGUGACCCUGCUCCCCCCAGUCCAUCCUCCUCCCCCCACCAUGCCAAACUGAUCUCAGCUGCUGCCUCCCUCCUCAUUUCAGAGUCUGAAGGGCUUAGUAGUGGCUUCCUUUCUUGUCUUUCCUUGCUCACCCCUGCACCUUCCAUCCCUUGUCACCUUCCAGCAUCUGCCCCCUUCAUCCUUUGUGAUCUCUCCUCCCUCCCCAUCCCCACCUUUUGUAACUCACUGCCUCUUACCCAAAAAGCUUGACAGGCCUAAAGACCAAGCUUUCUGUCCCCCGCCCAUCCACCCUGCCUACUGGCUGCCUUACUCCCCAGAACACCAGACCACUUGCAGGAGCCCUCUCCCAAGUGGUACAGGGUAGCACCUCCCUCCCUCCGUCCCUUCCUUCAGGAAGAAUUUCCCUAAUUCUGGAUUUCUUUGAUUCUGUUUCUGUUUUGUCAUUUAACAUAUUCUCUAUCUUCUGUAUUUCCUAUAAAUUCCUAUAAAUUGGUGAUUUUCUCUUCAA
Neogale vison (American mink) is the source of this 2676-nucleotide messenger RNA. It is a transcript of the gene XYLB, whose product is annotated as xylulokinase. The record is from RefSeq and is a predicted model, not a curated record. Gene Ontology annotation, biological process: D-xylose metabolic process; xylulose metabolic process. The coding region runs from base 67 to 1677 and encodes 536 amino acids. NCBI's taxonomy places the organism in Eukaryota, Metazoa, Chordata, Mammalia, Carnivora, Mustelidae. Gene Ontology annotation, cellular component: cytosol. The transcript has 19 exons. Gene Ontology annotation, molecular function: D-xylulokinase activity.